UCCUGUUCAGAGGUUACGGCUCCUGAUUGCUUAAUCUCAUCAGGGGGGAUUGGUGACAUCAGUCCAAUCCUUUGCCGACCUCGACCAAAAGCCAGCAGCGGGGAUCAGCGGGGAUGAAGAGCGGUGGGACAGCAGGGAUCAGUCAGUGUGAAGAAGCAGCCGGACGACAGGCAGGCAGACAGUCGAUGAGUUCUUAGGAGCCAACACAUUUCUCACACUUUUGGGGAUCCCACCAUUCAAAAGUCAGGAUGGCUCGGGAUAUGUCCGAUAAGGAAAUCUUGAAAAUGGAGCUGGAUCAGUUGAAGAAGGAAGUUAGCACAACUAGGACACCACUGGCUGCCAACUGUGCAGAGACGGUCUCUUUCGUUGAAGAGAGGUUUGCAAACGAUCCGCUGAUAAAGGGCGUUUCGGAUGAUAAGAACCCCUACAAGGGAGACAAGGGAGGCUGCACAGUAACAUAGCACACCGACCUGCAGGGAAUGGGAGCCCGUGACAUCGCUGUUUUCAUACCUGCAGAAGUCUUGUGGAUAACAUGUACGGUAGUGAGACAACUGAGAUCUGUAAACGUUAAUUGAAUGUAUUUUAACUCUAAAUCUGUCCUUCUGUACACAUUACAUCUAUUGCACCUGUCCAUCCUGGAGAGGGAUCCUCCUCUGUUGCUCUCCUGAAGGUUUCUUCCCUUUUUUCCCCCCUGAAGGGUUAUUUGGGAGUUUUUCCUGAUCCGAUGUGAGGUUUUGGGGCAGGGAUGUCUAUGUGUACAGAUUGUAAAGCACUCCGAGACAAAUUUGUAAUUUGUGAAAUUGGGCUCUACAAAUAAACUGAAUUGAAAUUGAAUUGAAUUAAUGCUACCAGGAGAGAGACCCCUUUUCCAUCACUGGAUUACUGUAUGUACACCUGCUGAUAUGAAAAUGUUUCUUGGCCAAUUUGUAAUUAAAUGCAAAUAGCUGU
Messenger RNA from Pseudoliparis swirei, 948 nucleotides. RefSeq names its product guanine nucleotide binding protein (G protein), gamma transducing activity polypeptide 2b (gene gngt2b). The record is from RefSeq and is a predicted model, not a curated record. Gene Ontology annotation, molecular function: G-protein beta-subunit binding. Gene Ontology annotation, cellular component: heterotrimeric G-protein complex. Bases 249 to 461 code for a protein of 70 amino acids. The transcript has 3 exons. Gene Ontology annotation, biological process: G protein-coupled receptor signaling pathway. Lineage: Eukaryota; Metazoa; Chordata; Actinopteri; Perciformes; Liparidae.